AUGUCGCCGACAAAAUCCGUCUUACGCUUUGCUAAGCUUAGCGAAAAUGCCUAUCCACCAAUGAAAGGUUCAGCUUAUGCAGCUGGUUGGGAUCUUCGAAGUGCUUAUGAUUAUGUAUUACCAGCACGUGGCAAACUAACGGCCUUAACGGACAUUCAAAUUGCCGUGCCAGAAGGUUGUUACGGUCGAGUUGCUCCACGAUCUGGUUUAGCUGCAAAAUUCGGCAUUGAUACUGGAGCUGGCGUUAUUGAUGCUGACUAUCGUGGCAAUGUUGGCAUUGUUCUCUUCAAUCACAACGAUUCUGAAUUCACCAUUAAAAAGGGCGAUCGUAUUGCUCAAUUGAUUUGCGAAAAGAUUGAAAUGGCUGAUCUAACCGAAGAACAGAAACUUGAUGAUACCGUUCGUGGCUCAAAUGGCUUCGGCAGCAGUGGUGGAUUUUCACACAUUGCUAAUGGCAAUGGCAUUUCACACUAA
Adineta ricciae is the source of this 474-nucleotide messenger RNA. Lineage: Eukaryota; Metazoa; Rotifera; Eurotatoria; Adinetida; Adinetidae. The record is from the annotation of a GenBank genome assembly.